This is a messenger RNA of Theobroma cacao (cacao), 2981 nucleotides long. RefSeq names its product CASC3/Barentsz eIF4AIII binding protein. Gene Ontology annotation, molecular function: mRNA binding. Lineage: Eukaryota; Viridiplantae; Streptophyta; Magnoliopsida; Malvales; Malvaceae. Gene Ontology annotation, biological process: mRNA processing. Gene Ontology annotation, cellular component: exon-exon junction complex. The record is from RefSeq and is a predicted model, not a curated record.
AAAAAAAAAAAAAAAAGGGAAAGAAGCACUCUUUCGUAACAAAACAAAGUCCUCCCUCUCCAUUCAAUUUUUACACAAAAAUCCGCAAAAAGAUCUCUCUCUAUAAAAAUCUAGGGUUUUCCUAACUAACGCAACUCCCUAGAUCCUAUCCUAUGAAAAUAAUAAAUAAAACCCCUAAUUUUUCCUUCAAUUUCAAGGUUCCUAGGGUUUUGAUUCUCUUCGAUUUUUAGGCGAUUGGUUUUGAAAUUGGUCUUUUGCUUCUUUGCAAAGUUUGCUCUUUUUCUUUUUGAAUAAUUUCCGGAGUUUAUAACGAGUUCGCGAAAAAUAAAGAGAAAGUGAUGGCUACGGCGGGAGAAGAUGUGGAGUACGAGAGUGAUCCAGAGGAGGUGAAGCGGUCGUUGGCGAUGCGGAGGAGAGAGGCGGCUAGUGACGAUGAGGAAGGCGAAAGGGGAGAGGAUAAUAAUACUAAGGCGAGGAUGGAUCGGCGGGCAGUGAUUCACUCUGAGGAAUCCGACGGUCAGGGCGGUGCUGCGGAUUAUGAUGAUGACGAUGAAGAAUUGGACUUAGAAGAGGAUGAAGAAGAAGAAGGAGCUUAUGAUGAAGAAGAGGAAGAGGAGGAAGAAAUUGAUGAAGAGGAGACUGAGGAAGUGGGCAAAGGUGAAAUGAAAGGGAAUGUUGAGAGAACUGGGGAAGAUGUGGAGGAAGCGGUGGUGGGUGAUGGGAGUAGGAAUGUGGAGGACGGAUUGGAGAUUAAUAAUAAUAUUAUUAAUGGUAAUAAUAAUAACAAUUAUAAUAAUAAUAAUAAUAAUAAUAAUAAUAACAAUCAUUUGGGAGAGGAAGAUGAAGAUGAAGAGGAGAAGAAAGAGAAUGAGCCAUUUGCUGUACCAACUGCUGGGGCGUUUUAUAUGCACGAUGAUCGAUUUCGAGAUAAUGCUGGCGGUCGUCAUAGGCGAACACAUGGUGCAAGGAAAUUGUGGGAAUCCAAAGAUGAUAGGAAAUGGGGACAUGACAAGUUUGAGGAGAUGACUUUGCAGGAAAAGCAUUAUGAAGGGGGAAGAAGAUCUUCUAGAGGUAGGUAUCGAGCUCGGAGUAAAAAUCGGGGACCAGAUCAUGGUUAUCCUAGGGGAAGUAGGUCCAAAGCAUUUGAGAAAAACAACAAUCAGAACCAGGCUCCUAAGGGUGUGAGAGGGAGAGGACCUAGGAGGUAUGAACCUACUGUGAAAAACAGCAGUCAGGCGCCUCCAACACAGAACAAAUUGUCUGGGAAGCCUCUUGAGAAAACUUCACAAGCCAAUUCAAGUAGAGCUUUCACACAUGCAACAAAUGCAGACACUACAUCAGUUCCUGCUAGGAAACAUGUUUUUGCAUCAAGCUUGAGUUCUGCUUCCCCACCUUUUUAUCCAUCUGGGUCUUCCAACAAAGACAUUACUUUGACUCCGAAGAAGGAUGUGCAAACUGGAAGUGUGAGCAGGAAUCUUCGCCCUUCUGUUACAGAUGAUAAUUCAUCUGUGUCACAAUCCAAUUCAUUGCGAGGGAAGAAUGUACUUGAUUCUCUCAGCAUGGCGAAGCUUUAUAUAGAUGAUUCCAGCACGUCAGCUUCUGGAAAGCCUUUGACCAACUUGCAAAUGCUACCUUCUGGAUCUUCAUUGGGUAAUACUAGUCAACCUUCUCAGUCCAGGGUACAGGGUAGAGGCAUGGCUAUUCCAGGACAGAAGGCUUAUCAGCCAGCUCCACAUCAGAGCCAAGUCAACAGAGUUUCUCCACCAACGCAGGUCAAUGCUGGCCAGAGAAGUCCUGUUCAGGGCAGGGUUCAGUCUUCUGUACAAUCAGCUGCUCAGCAGUUGAGCCAGCAUCCUGGUAUUGGGUCUCAAGCUUCCUCUCCUCCAAAAACAGCUAUGUCAGUCAGUUCAUAUGAAUCUGGAGAGGUUGAAUCUUCAGAAACAAGUAAAUCCAAGGGUGCAUUGGUGAGCAAGGGGAAAAGCAGUGUUCAAGGAGCUAGUAGGGGCUCUUUUAUGUAUGGUGGAGCUCAGAUUAUGGGAGCUACAGGGAAUAUGGCUGUCAGCCAUGGUGAUCAAAAUUUUCCUGCCUUUUUGCCAGUUAUGCAAUUUGGGGGCCAGCACCCUGGUGGUCUCAGUGUUCCUGCUGUUGGCAUGGCAUUUCCUGGAUAUGUUGCCCAGCCACAACUUGGUAUGGGAAAUUCAGAAAUGACAUGGCUACCAGUACUUACAGGUGCGGCAGGGGCUUUAGGGGCAACAUAUUGUUCACCUUAUAUUGCUGUUGAUGGGUCUUAUCAUGCUCGUCCGUCAGGACAGGCAUCUUCAACAGGAUCCUCAAGCAAAGAAAAUACUUCUAACAAACCAAAUAAUGAAUGGAAGCCUUCUCAAAGACCUGAGCUUGUGAGUGAUGAAUUUGGGCAACGACAAAAUAACCCAAAUAAGCCUCGCAGAUAUUCUGAGAUGAGCUUUAGCAAGUGAUUUACUUGUUUAAGAUGGAUCCUGUCCCAAUAAAUUGAUAAAGGCCUUUCUUCCAGGCCCUUUGUGAACUCCAGCCUUGUGACCUGGAGCACUUUGGGCUGCAAUUUGUUCAAGGAUAUUGUAGUUAUAUAUGACAAACGCCUGUUCAUGCUACAUUCAGUUUAAGAAUAUUACUGUGGCUUGACGGGUGGCAUUCCCUUCUUUAAAUGUGCGGUUUUUCUUGUGGCUUGAUUUUGUAAUGAAGCUUGUGAGAAAUGUAGACUGGCUGGCUUCUCCAUAAAAAAUAUGAACAAGAAUUAUUGUGCAGCAGCUGUUUGCUUGGCCAACUUUUUAGUUUUUAAUUUGCAUAGAUGGUGUUGUUUAUUUGUUGUCUUUGGUUGAUGAGUUAAGCCUGGUUUUGAGAGUGUUCAUUGUCAUGUUUCUUAUUCUAUUUUUAAGGCUGGCUAGUUACUUGAGAUACUGUGGAUUCUUUAAUUUAAUCAGUGGUUUUGAAGCUUUAUUUUCGUA